Messenger RNA from Phytophthora nicotianae INRA-310, 2350 nucleotides. RefSeq lists its product as hypothetical. Gene Ontology annotation, molecular function: glucosidase activity. NCBI's taxonomy places the organism in Eukaryota, Oomycota, Peronosporomycetes, Peronosporales, Peronosporaceae. Bases 38 to 2326 code for a protein of 762 amino acids. The transcript has a single exon. The record is from RefSeq and is a predicted model, not a curated record. Gene Ontology annotation, cellular component: plasma membrane; endoplasmic reticulum membrane. Gene Ontology annotation, biological process: (1->6)-beta-D-glucan biosynthetic process.
UUCUAGUGUGCACUUGCCGGUUCUUUCAUUCGCAUUGAUGCGGCUUCAUCGACUUGUAUCGUCGGUUGUUGGCGUAGUCUGGGUGGCGGUCGCAUCGGUCACUACAGCUAAGAAUGCAACGAUUCCGGAUGCCACUUACCCAACCAGAUCUGGUAUCAAAACGUGGGUCGACCCGGACACCCCCAAGGACCAUCAAACGUACAUCAGUUCGCGUGGACGCCAAUGGGACUUAGUCAUGAGCGACGAGUUCAAUACGCCAAACCGCAGCUUCCGACCUGGUGAUGACCAUAUCUGGAUGUCUCUAGAAAAACCGGACGGAGUCAACGGUGCCUUGGAAUUAUACUCGCACAAUAUGACCUCAACCAAGUGCGACGACGACGGCACCUGCUAUUUCUUCAUUAAAUCAAUCGAUGAAGUCAACGUAAUCCACGUCUACAACAUGUACACGCACCCUCCAGGCUACGUGGAUGCGUAUUUCUUUUAUAGAUCUGCAAUGGUACAAUCCUGGAACAAAUUCUGCUACCAAGGAGGAAUGGUCGAAGCUCGUGUCCAACUUCCGGGGGCUGUUUCAACUGAAUCUGGAAAUCCAGAUCUGGCCAAAGGAGACAACACAAAGGUCGAGAGUGGCAAAUACUAUCCAACGUGGCCGGGUAUCUGGAUGAUGGGGAACCUCGGUCGAGCCAUUUUCUCGGCUUCUACGAACCGAAUGUGGCCGUUCUCGUACGAUAAGUGCGAACCCGAUCUCUUCGAACCAAGUUAUCAACGUAUCAGCGCUUGCAACAACAAUCCUGGCUACGGUUUGAACCCGAAUCAAGGACGAGGAGCUCCUGAGAUUGACGUACUGGAAGGCGGCGGUACUCUAGUGUCAUCGUCACUUCAAAUAGGUCCAGGAAUGCCUGACGAAUACCGUAUUUACGGUGUCGAUUACUCGUCUGGGGAUUCUUCUUCGUGCAUCUACACUGCAGGCUGCAAGACUAAAGGUGCCAACUACGUGGGUGUUCCAACCGCGUACUACGAGAAACGUGGUCACAAAUCCUGGUAUCAAGGUCUGCGGUACGCUGCGAACAACCAUUGUUCACCCAGUGCUGAUGCUAAGCAGGACUACGAUACGAUUGCUGCUUCGAUUAAGACUGGUAUCACCGAGAAUACGUGCUCCACCGAGACGUGUCCUGGGUCACAUGACGUUAACGGAGACUUGGGACUGAUUGACGAUGCAGGCUCCGAACACUGGGGUAUCAACUCGAACGGUACCUGCUAUCCACUGUUUAACGUGUAUACCGGUGCCUAUCUGUGUGACCCCGACAAUUCCUUCUCGAAAUGUGCCAGUCCACGAAACGAAUCGACGCCGAAAUCGAACGCGAUGAGUUCGUUUAACUACCAAAUGGACGCCAUUUCGGCCAAUUGGCCAGUACAUCUCGGUGCCUACACAAACUUCGUCGUGUACCAGCUAGAAUGGGUUACCGGUAAGAACGGAUACGUACGUUGGAUGCUUCAAGGUAAUCCGUUGUUCGAGGUCCCGUCCAAAUCGAUCUGGGAUGUUCCACAGAACUCAAACAAGACGAAUCCUCAGAAGAUCAUGCUGGAGGAACCGAUGUAUAUUAUCUUCAACGUCGCGCUGUCGAGCUCGUGGGGUGCUACGCCUCCUAAUCCAGGCAAGGAAUGCCGUGGUGACGGAUCUGAUGAAGCGGUUAACAAAAUUUGUGACUCGUUUCCGCUAUACCUGAAGAUCGACUACAUUCGUCUGUAUCAGGACUUGGGUAAUGAUCUCGAAGAUGAUAACUACAUGCAGGUAGGCUGUGACCCAGCGAGUCAUCCGACCAAGAAGUGGAUUCAAGCGCACAUUGACGAGUACCAAGACGACGAUAAUCACCACAAAGAAGUCGCUGGUAAGGCGUUCUGCACUAUCGACGACGACUGUACCAUUGGUGGAAUUUUGGGUAAGACUGCACUGAAGACUGGCAAAUGUGUCAAGUCGCGAUGUGAGUGUUCGUACUCGUCUUCAUGGGGAGGACCACGAUGUACGACGGCCAUUUCAUCAAGUUCUUCUACUACUACGAAGACAUUCAGUUCGUUGAGCUCUUACGGUCCGCCGAUGGGGUUAUCAGUCGGCGUCGCAGCAGUUCUUAUCUUCUUCAGCUUCGUCUCGGUGAUGUGGUCUGUUAAGAAUCAGAACAAGGAAGCACUGCAGCUCAAGAAGCAGGUCAAGAAAGACGCACAAAUGACUCCAAGUAUUCACGAGGACGUGCAACUACAACAAGUUAAGCGUACGUCAGAUAGAGCCUCACAAAGACGGCUGAAAGAUAACUACAGUCAGAACUUUGUCUAAUCAGCAACAAUAAAUUACCGCAGA